AUGGAAGGUCGUCUUACAGCGGAAUCUUUUGCAUUAGUAAAAAAUAUCCACAUAAAUUGGUAUAUACAUGCGAUAAAAGCAUUGAUGGGACAAGUUGGAAGGCAGCUUUAUGAGAAGUUAACUGCAGAAGAGCAAAAGAUAUUACGUCGCUGUUUGGAUAAGAUCGAAGACGAAAGAGAGUUAGUUCAUGGAGCACGAUGUCUCAUCCAAGCUCGCAAGCUAGCUCGACUUAAAAAUAUCGGCUUUGAUGAAACUGAUGUUGCUUUUCUCCAAGAAAAGACAAGCGACCUCACGGAAAUAGAAAAAAAGUUUACUAUACCCGAAAGCAGCGAAGAGGAAGUCACUAAAAGUUACGAACCUGCCACAACAACACCACUGCCGGAGAUCAAUCUAGAGCACCAACCUAUCACUCAUAAUUCACUUUCUAGAAUUAAAAGCACACUUGAAAAGCAACUUUUCAGAGAAGCAAUUAAAGAAAUUCAGAGGGAAUCUAGCACGCUAAGCUCAAACGACUAUCUCUUUAUCGAACAAGAAGUCUCUGGUGUGGGGAGACAGAUUCGCAAAAAAAAGAAAGACUCUUUGGAAAAAGCAAAACAAAAACUCGCAUUGCUUUCGCAAAGCAACUGGGAAGCCAAAUUGAAGGAUGACUCAGAAACCACUCCGCCAGAUUCCCUUGCUUCUCUGUCAAGUGCGGAGCCAACACCUGUUUCACAACUUAUCAAGGAUCUUCUGCCGUUCAAAUACCGUCCAAAACGAUAUCUAGACGACACAAGAAAUGCAAGCAAGUCUAGACGGAUAGCCGACUUGAUCUGGUCGUUUGCCAAUGGUAUGAAUCCUGAAAAGGGAGGUUUGAAGUCGUACAAGGAGCUUCUGAAAUUAGGACAAGUUAUGGAGGACAAAAAGAAGCUUCCAGGUGCCAAAAUUUAUGAAUUUCGACUUCAUGAUAUCGUCCUGAACAGGAAGAAACCCUCGAGGUCAAAACGGAGUGAGAAACCUUUCCCUGAUUUCCUGACGAUGACAAGCCGACUAGUGGAUGCUCUGAACGGACACAAAAAUCGACCGGAAGAUACAAGCUUUAAGUUUCUGAGUCCACGUUUUGCACCACUUAUGCCGGAAAAAGUCCCAGCAAAAAGUCGGCUUUUAUCACCAUCAUUUUUAUCGUUCUACAGCGAUGACAGUUCAGACAAUAUUGCUUCGAUACCUAAGAUCUUGGAGAAAUCUGGUUUGAAGGAACAGGAUCGAGACACACUUAUGGAACUUAUAAUGAGUUUGUCUGGAGCUGGUAAAACAGUUGACAUGAUGCUUGAAGUUAUUAAAAAAAUCAACUUUUUUGGAAUGGGUGGUGAAAUUUUUGAGACGACACGUUGGCUCGACAGUUUAUUCAAAAAGUUGAGCAAGUCAUUUAACAAAGAACAGAAAAACGAUAUCGAUAUGAAAGGAUUUACUUUCUUAGAAAAACAACAGAUAAAGGACUUAUUAGACGGACAUAAAGUUAAACAUCCGCAACAGGUUGGAUUUGAUCUUGAAGAAUAUGGAAAUAUGACUGCUCAACAAAAGUAUGAUGCACUGUGGGAAAGAAUUGAAGCGAUUGCUAAGAAUACAACUGAAGUAGGACAACAUCGACAGAAGCGACAAAUUUCGGUGUUAAAUCCGAUUAUUUUAGCACCCUAUAUGUUUGCUCCAGUAACUGGCCAUUCUGUUCUUGGUCCUGUAGUGCUAUCUCCAAGUAUCUUCAGCCCACUUAUUCUAAAUCCUGCACUUUUAGGACCGUUUAUAUUAAGUCCAGGUGUUGGAAAUCCCUUCAUCUUAUCGCCGUAUUUGUUAACGCCAUAUAUUCUUUCGCCUUUAGUAAUGGCACCAUUUAUUCUUACACCAUAUGUUCUGUCGCCAAACAUUAUCAAUCCGUAUGUGUUGAGCCCAAUUAUUCUCAGUCCUUACGUACUUUCACCGGACAUUCUUUCACCAGCUACUUUGGGUGGUCCGAUACUAUCGCCUAGCGUUUUAUCUCCAGCUGUAUUAACAGAAUCUGUUUUAAUGGCAAACAUCCUAUCCCCGACAUUUAUGUCCUAA
This is a messenger RNA of Enterobius vermicularis (human pinworm), 2070 nucleotides long. NCBI's taxonomy places the organism in Eukaryota, Metazoa, Nematoda, Chromadorea, Rhabditida, Oxyuridae. The record is from the annotation of a GenBank genome assembly.